UAGACGCUCACGUGGGCUGCAGUGCUUGUCUUGCGCGCGCAACUCCGACUGCGUGCCUGCGCUCCUCCUCCUCUCCUUCUUCUUCAUCUUUUAUUUUUAUUUGCAGGCAUCGACUGUAUCUGAGAAGGUUAAGGGAACUAAAUCUCUUUAGUUUUGGACGCAGAAGGCUGCUUGGAAACCAGGUCUUAAAAUUUUUUUGAAGUCAUUCAUGAUGUUGAUCUGUCACAAUUCAUUUGAUUAAACAGUGAACCACUUACUCUGGGACACCAUUAGAAAUUAACGCAAUUCCAAAUUAAGGAGAGCUGAAACUACGAAUAAUGAAAGUGCCGGCAACAAGCAACGUUAGAUUAAGUAGAGGACAGGAAAGAAGAAAGCUUAGGAGGAAGAAGAAGGUAGAGCAUCUGCCCCCUGUCUUAGAUGUAAAUUCUACCACUACAAACACUUCUGCAGCUUUUAAUAUUGGUUAUUAUGAAGCCUCCUGCAAUAGACAACGUAGCCUUAAAAAGCUUACUCACAGACAAUCCAGGAAAGUGUUUUUUUCUAGUGCUGUUGAUGAAAAGCCCCAGCAGGAUACUAGCAGAAGUAUACAGAGGAGAACUCAUGCACACACUAAUGGUGCCACUGGAGAGAAGUCACCAGUCUUCAUAUAUCCUUGUCUGGACUAUGAAGUUACAACAGAAGAAGAUGACACAUAUUGGCACUCAUUUGCAGAAUCAAUACAGAAUGGUGUAGUGGAACAAGAUGGAAACCACCUCUCUGUAGAUGAUCAGACAGAUGGAGAUGCUUCAGAGGUCACUUUGCCUUACUUGGCUGCAACGGCUGACAGAAAUCAGAGGACAGUAGUAGUCAUGGCACCUGGACAGAUUCUGAAGUUCACUGGAAAGUGCCAGCUAACUUGCCUUUAUGGACGAGUGGAAGUUUUUGGUUUUACAAUUGAAGAAGGCCAGCCAUCAUACCCAUUGUUCUCACCAGCAUCACAUUGUGCUCUGAGUAUCAAGUCACUUCAGCACCCUACUGGUGGCAAAACUAAAAAAGAACGCAGACUUGAAGCUAAGAGCAUUGUAAAGAACUACUUGUCAUUGGGAUUACGACAGAAUCUGCUUAAGACGGUCACUUCAGAGACAACAUUGAUAUUGCUUGAGCCUUUAGACAGCCCAGUGGUGCGAUUCAUCUGCAGUUUGCCGCAGUACAAGAACUUGUUUAAACCAAUAAUGAAGGAGGACUGCAGUGUAUACUUGCGCAAACCAGAAUGCCCCCUUUCCACCGUGGGUGUUACGAUAUUGCCUGAUGACAGUGGCUUGGUAAUGUCAGAAACCUAUACAGCAGCAGUGAGUGAUCUCAUCAAGGCCUGCCUUGAAGAAGAAGUUGGAUGUCCAGUUAUCCUAGUUUGUGGAGGCAGGAACGUGGGUAAAUCUACUUUCAACAGGUUCCUGAUUAAUUCACUUCUUAACCAUAUUCCCUGUCUGGAGUAUCUUGAAUGUGAUUUGGGUCAAACAGAAUUUACUCCAUCUGGAUGUCUUUCUCUGCAUUCUGUUUCUGAACCUCUAUUAGGACCACCAUUUACGCAUCAGCAUUCCCCACAGCAGAUGGUUUAUUUUGGAGAAGCGUCUUGUGAGAAAGACCUGGAUCGCUACCUAGAAUCUGUAAAAUACUUGUUGAGCUUCUACAGGAGAGAGACCCCUUUAAUUGUUAACACAAUGGGUUGGGUUAAAGAGUUUGGCCUGAUGUUACUUAUAGACCUGAUCCGCCUUCUGUCCGUUACUCAUGUGGUCCAGCUGAGUAAUGGAGAUGUACAGCAAAUGCCCAACCUAACAGCUGCUUACAUCGGCACUGCUCCAGGCUGGCAUACAAAGGGCCAUGUUCAUCGAGCCACAGAUCUAGCUAAUCUAGAGAUGCUUGAAGAUGCUGAUGUACCAAGAGGUCAUAAACUGUUGUGUGUGCAGUCGCAGUUCUCUGCAAUUAUCACGAGAUAUGCCAGUAAUGUCCUACGGGAUCUGGCGCUGUUGGGGUACUUCAGUCAGUUGCAGUCUGCAGAUCCUGGCCCUGUGAUACCACUACAUUGCUUUACACCAUACCAGGUACCCAUGGCCUCUGUAGCCCUCCGAGUGUUGCACUGUCAUGUUGCCCCCAAUCACAUUAUGUAUACGGCCAAUGCCAGUUUUGUUGGACUUUGUAGUGUAGCAGAAGGUGUGAGCUCCUCAGGAAAAGUAGGAAGUCCAGUGCUGCUCUCUCACACCCCAGUCUGCGACUGUCUGGGCUUUGGAAUUCUCCGAGGAGUGGAUGCUGAGAAGGGAUUGUACUACAUAGUGACCCCUCUGGCACCAAGCAAACUGCGGAAUGUUAAUUGUCUUCUGGUGGGAAGUGUGGUUCUACCCCAUUCUGUUUUCAAAAGCCAGGCUGGUACUAAAGACAUGACUCCCUAUGUUACUUCAGAUUACCUGUUCACAGUUUUUGGAGCUGGCAAAGUGAAAGUCAAUAAAUCAAUUAAAAGAAGAGAACAUCUUCAUUCAUCUUUUGGGAACAACUCCAGAUAGGAUUACUGUCGUGCAACCAUACUAUAACUAAAAGACUAUUGAACUUCCCAAAGCCAGCUGUGGGUGUCAUGGUGUUCAGUUGCUAUCACUGACUUUGGGUGACUUUUAAAUUGCAAAAGGGAGCUCUAUAUAUGAAUCAAAAAUUAAAAAAAAAAAACACAAAGGUAAAACAUUGUGCAGGCCCCUUGGCUCUUGAUAAAUGUGACUGCUUCUUAACAUUGUACAAUCUGCUUCAAAAAAAUCAUAGCCAUCUCCUGAAAUGAGUCGAGACCUGCUGGCUGAAUGAAAGAUGCUUGAUAUUCAUUGUAUACAUCAUACGUUUAGUGUUACUGAGCAGUCAAGUGAGCUAGGCCAAACAAUACCCAAAGAACCAGAUUGUGCUCUCCCAAGAAUACUGAGAUUGGAGAAAACCAAUGUACUCAUUAUUUUGUCAGUCUUUUGCUUGCGUUGACAUUAAGGUCACAUUCAUGACUUGUUGGCUCACCUGUUAUGGACAUAUUAAGCUGACAGUGAAUUAGAUCUGUGAUUGCAAUGCAUUAUUUGCAUUUUGGAUUUUUUUUAACUGUAUAUUUUCUUUAAUAUUAAACAUGUUUAUUGUU
This is a messenger RNA of Erpetoichthys calabaricus (reedfish), 3133 nucleotides long. RefSeq names its product nucleolar protein 9 (gene nol9). The record is from RefSeq and is a predicted model, not a curated record. NCBI's taxonomy places the organism in Eukaryota, Metazoa, Chordata, Cladistia, Polypteriformes, Polypteridae. Gene Ontology annotation, cellular component: nucleus. Gene Ontology annotation, biological process: cleavage in ITS2 between 5.8S rRNA and LSU-rRNA of tricistronic rRNA transcript (SSU-rRNA, 5.8S rRNA, LSU-rRNA). The transcript has 14 exons. Gene Ontology annotation, molecular function: polynucleotide 5'-hydroxyl-kinase activity. Bases 318 to 2534 code for a protein of 738 amino acids.